This is a messenger RNA of Naegleria fowleri, 591 nucleotides long. RefSeq lists its product as uncharacterized. NCBI's taxonomy places the organism in Eukaryota, Heterolobosea, Eutetramitea, Acrasida, Naegleriidae. The transcript has a single exon. The record is from RefSeq and is a predicted model, not a curated record. The coding region runs from base 1 to 591 and encodes 196 amino acids.
AUGGGACCAUGCUUGUCUUAUGGUCAAAAUGGCUAUGUUUUUGGAUUAGAUUCAGGUCCUGUUACACAUACACAAUUUUUACAAGAAAAUUAUUCAUCAGAUAAUUUUGCGAAGAAGGCUAUUGUAUUUCAAAUUAUUGAUUUAUAUGGCAACUUUUCAAAUGUUUGUGCUGUCUUUGCUCUUCCAAAUUCCAAUAUGUUCUCUUUUAUUAUGGACAAGGUUAGAGAAAUAGAUCAAAAAUGGUCGGUUCAUGAAAAAUUUUGUAUAAUUGGUUCUGUCACGGAUGGUGAGUUUGAACCAGCUACAGUAGAGAAUUUUUUGAACAACAAUAAUGAGCGCAAACAAUGGACUCAUUGUGAAGAUUACAUUCACAUUCUCAAGCGAUUAAGAAAUUUAUUAAUUGACAGCAGUCAUGCAAUAUCUAUGAUGGGUUUGAUUUAUCUGACUUCCAAGUACGACAAUCUUAAUAGAAAGUUAAGGAGAUCAGAUUUAAUCGUCAAAGAUGAAAUGAAUGUAGAAAGUUGUUUGAAUCUCACUAAGGAGGAUGUAUUGCAAGCAUUACAAACAAUUAGAUCUAACUUAAAAGAAUAA